Molecule: messenger RNA, 843 nt
Organism: Aspergillus melleus
Lineage: Eukaryota; Fungi; Ascomycota; Eurotiomycetes; Eurotiales; Aspergillaceae
Product: RTA1 domain-containing protein
Exons: 4
Coding region: 1-843 (280 amino acids)
Cellular component (GO): membrane
Source: RefSeq, a predicted model, not a curated record
AUGGCACCAACGGUCAAAUAUAUGGGCAUGUACGAUUUCAUUCCCUCAAAAACAACGGCAAUCGUGUUUGGGAUACUGUUCUUCAUAACUACGCUACUACACCUUUUCCAGCUCAUCCGCAAAAGGACAUGGUUCUACAUCCCAUUCUUCAUCGGAUGUCUAUUCGAAGCCAUCGGGUACUUCACGAGAGCCAAAUCCGCAACACAGUAUCCUGAUUACGACCUCGUCCCUCAAGUCCUUCAAUACAUUCUUAUUCUUGUUGCACCUGCUCUACUCGCUGCGAGCAUCUACAUGGAAUUUGGUCGACUGGUCAUAAUGACCGACGGAGACAGGUUUUGCAUCAUUCGCCGAACGUGGCUCACGAAGAUCUUCGUCAUCGGCGAUAUCAUAUCAUUUCUGGCGCAAUUCAGUGGUGGCGCAAUGCUCGCGAACGAUGACACUGCGAGCAAAGGGAAAACUAUCAUGAAAGUCGGCGUCGUUGUCCAACUUCUAUUUUUCGGGCUCUUCCUCGCCACGAUCAUCGUUUUCAACAUGCGACUGUCUAAACAAGGCUCGAGGGCAAGGGACGUCGUACCCUGGAAGAAACAUAUGGUCGCGCUAUACAGCACGGGGAUAUUGAUUCUGAUUCGAUCGAUUUUUCGACUCAUUGAGUUUGUGGAGAGCGCGGAUGGCCCGCUAAGCAGGUACGAGUCGCUUUCGUAUAUAUUCGAUGCGGUUAUAAUCCUUGUAUCGUGUGUGAUAUUGAAUUAUAUUCACCCUGGUGAAAUCAAAGGGUAUCUCAAGGCGGUCCAGUCCCCUAUCGGGGGAUUCGACAUGUUGUUACGGACGGACCCUGCCACAUGA